Molecule: messenger RNA, 738 nt
Organism: Saccostrea cuccullata (small rock oyster)
Lineage: Eukaryota; Metazoa; Mollusca; Bivalvia; Ostreida; Ostreidae
Product: ATP-dependent DNA helicase RecQ-like
Exons: 2
Coding region: 1-738 (245 amino acids)
Biological process (GO): double-strand break repair via homologous recombination
Cellular component (GO): cytoplasm; nucleus; chromosome
Molecular function (GO): 3'-5' DNA helicase activity; four-way junction helicase activity
Source: RefSeq, a predicted model, not a curated record
AUGGCUGCGCCAAUACGUAAAGUUGAGAGAGAAUUGGAUAUUAAAUUAAAGAGCGAACAGGUGGAAAUAUUGCAAAGCCUUGUGGAAAAGAGGGACUGUAUGGCAGUUUUACCAACAGGGGGAGAUGAUGAUGCACAAAAUGGGAAGAAAGCAUUCCGACGGUGGUUUGGUGAGCUGGGAGAACUUAGAUCCCUGUUCCCUAGUGCUCCUUUGAUGGCUCUGAGUGCGACAUGUACACAGAAAAUACAGAGAGGAGUCAUCAAAGCCUUAGCCUUGAAUCAUCACACAUACGUGUAUAAAUUCCCUGACAAGAGGAACAUCAAGUAUAGUGUUAAAAAAGUUCCCGGUGACAUUGAUAUGGCAUGGACAUGGUUAGUGGAUGGUCUCAUGGAACUUAGAGCUUUGUUUCCAAAAACACUUAUAUACUGUAAGUCCAUUAGUGAUGUAGCGAAGAUCUAUGACUACAUAAAUGAUGAUGUGUCCAAAGAAUUUGAGUCAUUCAUUGGUAUGUUUCACUCUGAGACGGAGAGUUCUUUAAAGGAAAGAAUAUUGUUAUCUAUCAGGGAUGAGCAAAGCCUACUGAGGAUCAUCAUAUCCACAAAUGCAAUGGGUAUGGGAGUUGACUUUAAGGGUCUGUUUAACAUUGUUUUAUAUGGCCCACCUUGUUCAAUGCUCGAUCUAGUUCAAGAAAUUGGACGUGGGAGUUUAAAAAUGGCGUCAGUGGAGGUGGCCGCUUGA